CCCUGAAGUGAUCUCGUCCACUUGGACUCUUUAUGCCUGCGGCUGCCUCUCAUCUCUCUCUCUCUUUUCUCUAACGUCUCUGCGGCUUUGUAAUUCACAGAAUCUUUUCUCAAUUGAUUUCCUUUUUGUCUUCUUUUUGUCUCCUUUCAUACAGUCCCAAAGUCUCUCCGUGGAAAAAAGGUCAAAUAAACCUCCCAAGCAUUUUGUUUCGCUAUUCAAGUUAAAAGAUUUUGAGUUUUUGACCCCCGUUUUUCAUGGGUGAAUUUGAAGAUAUUGGAGCUGAUAUUAGUUCCGACAUUGAAGUUGAUGACUUAAGGUGUGAAAAUAUAGCGGAGAAAGAUGUCAGUGAUGAAGAGAUUGAAGCAGAAGAAUUGGAGAGGCGAAUGUGGAAGGAUCGUAUCAAACUCAACAGGAUUAAGGAAAGGCAGAAGAUUGCUGCCCAACAGGCUGCAGAAAAGCAAAAGCCCAAGCAGACCACUGAUCAGGCUCGCAGGAAGAAAAUGUCGAGAGCUCAAGAUGGGAUUCUUAAGUAUAUGUUGAAACUAAUGGAAGUUUGCAAAGCACGUGGAUUUGUCUAUGGCAUCAUUCCAGAGAAGGGUAAGCCUGUAAGUGGUGCAUCAGAGAAUAUAAGAGCUUGGUGGAAAGAAAAGGUGAAGUUCGAUAAGAAUGGGCCGGCAGCCAUAGCCAAGUAUGAGGCAGAGUGUAUAGCUAUGAGUGAGUCAGAUAGCAACAGAAAUGGAAACCUACAAAGCAGUCUCCAAGACUUGCAAGAUGCUACUCUUGGGUCCCUCUUGUCUUCUUUGAUGCAGCACUGUGAUCCUCCUCAGAGAAAGUAUCCACUAGAAAAGAGAAUUCCUCCACCUUGGUGGCCAACUGGGAAUGAAGAGUGGUGGGUUAGAUUAGGCCUACAGCAGGGUCAAACUCCUCCUUAUAAGAAGCCACAUGAUCUUAAGAAGAUGUGGAAAGUUGGAGUGUUAACAGCUGUGAUAAAGCACAUGUCACCUGAUAUUGCGAAGAUUAGGAGGCUCGUACGCCAGUCAAAAUGUUUACAAGAUAAGAUGACAGCAAAGGAGAGUGCAAUUUGGUUGGGGGUUUUGAGCCGAGAGGAAGCUUUGAUUCAGCAGCCUAGCAGUGAUAAUGGAACAUCUGGCAUAACUGAAAUGCUGGCAGGUGGUCGUGGUAAUAAGAAGCAACCUGCUAUCAGUAGUGACAGUGAUUAUGAUGUUGAUGGUGGUGAAGAAGGAGUAGGUUCAGUUUCUUCCAAAGAUGACAGGAGAAAUCAACCAACAGAUGCGGAGCCUGUGGCUUAUAUCAGCAAUGAUGUUUCCCAUCCAGUCCAAGAGAAAGAGCCAGUGGGAAAACAUCCGAAGAAGAGACGUCGUUUAAGAUCAAGCGAUGGUGAUGAACAACCUGGACCAUCUGAUGAACAUGCAAAUACCGAGUCGAGAAGCACUUUGCCUGACAUCAACCAAACUGAUGUAUCAUUUCUGGAAUAUCAGAUGCCUGGUGCACAGAAGGAAAAUGAUGCAAGCACAGCUUUGAGACAUGUGGAGAAAGGUUUAGAUGUUCCACCACAUCUACCUGCAUCUGGAUACAGCCAUUAUCCUGCCAUUCCUUCUGCUAAUAAAAUUUCCACACAGAGCAUGUAUGUAGAUGGAAGGCCGAUGCUCUAUCCGUUAGUGCAAGAUGCUGAGCUGCCAAAUGGUGCUGCGUAUGAAUUUUAUAAUCCAUCGGUUGAAUUUGGGCCUACUCAUGAGGGUCAGCAAACUCAGAUGGAAAUGAAUGUAACGCAGAUUCGGCCAGAAAAUGGGGUCCAUGUGUCAUUACCAGGUAGAAAUGAAAAUGAAAUUACUGUGGGAGAAUUGCAUCAUUAUGUGAAGGACAUAUUUCAGAAUGAGCAAGAUAGAGCUGGUCAUAAUCCCUUUGGUUCUCCAACAAGUGAUCCGUCAUUGUAUGGUGCAUUUCACAGUCCGUAUGAAUUUGGAUUUGAUGGUACCAGUUCACUAGACGAACUAUUUGAUGAUGACUUGAUAGAGUACUUUGGAGCUUAGGUUGGGAAACUUGAGAUGUCAGAGCAUAGAUUGCAAUUUUGCAGGAAGUGUGAAAUUAUGCAUUCAUUACUGACCUGGAUGGAGGAAUUUCUCUUAUCCAUUGAGUCUUUCUAGUGCAGCUGUUACCACUUGAACAUGCAAAGACUGUAAGUCAAGAAAAUUUUCUAAUUCAGUUUUGCUCAUUCUGUUUUAAAGAAGGCAAACAAAAUCAUAAUUUUUUGUGUCAGAGAUUCCUGCUUCCCCUGAAUGGCAAUUGCCAUGAAAGGUUCAUGUAAAUGUGUCAAUUUUAAAAACUGUCCAUAGGACAAACUGGUGACAUAUUCUCUAGACAAAAAAACUUGUUAGUCAAUAUGUUUCUUUCCUUGUAUCUGAACUUUUAUCUGUAUAUAGGUAUCUAUACAACACCCCCCCCUCUUCCCCCCAAAACUCCCCUUACUUAUGACAUAAGCUGCACUUUUGAUUAUUUGUCUUAUCUUCAAUGUUCUUUUGCAUUUGUAUUGAGCUAGUUAUUGACCUUUUGGAUGAUUGUAUAGUACAUAGGUAUAAUAGAUUAGGGCCUUUUCUUGGGGCUAUAUCUUAAAAGGAUUUAAUCCUUGCUUGUAAAUAUGGAUAACCUUAUUCAAAUUCUUAUACUAUAUUUUGCUUCCCUGGGUCGUUGAAGGCCUCAAAACCA
Messenger RNA from Theobroma cacao (cacao), 2724 nucleotides. It is a transcript of the gene EIL3, whose product is annotated as ETHYLENE-INSENSITIVE3-like 3. Lineage: Eukaryota; Viridiplantae; Streptophyta; Magnoliopsida; Malvales; Malvaceae. Gene Ontology annotation, cellular component: nucleus. Gene Ontology annotation, molecular function: DNA-binding transcription factor activity; DNA binding. The record is from RefSeq and is a predicted model, not a curated record.